This is a messenger RNA of Eucalyptus grandis, 1667 nucleotides long. RefSeq names its product serine/arginine-rich splicing factor RS31. Gene Ontology annotation, cellular component: nuclear speck. Gene Ontology annotation, biological process: mRNA splicing, via spliceosome. The record is from RefSeq and is a predicted model, not a curated record. The transcript is spliced from 5 exons. Gene Ontology annotation, molecular function: RNA binding. NCBI's taxonomy places the organism in Eukaryota, Viridiplantae, Streptophyta, Magnoliopsida, Myrtales, Myrtaceae. Bases 675 to 1310 code for a protein of 211 amino acids.
UGGAAUCUUGGGCUUCCUCGAUCAGCCGAAAUGAGGCCGGUUUUCGUGGGCAACUUCGAGUACGAAACGCGCCAAUCGGAGCUCGAGCGCCUCUUCUCCAAGUACGGCAGGGUGGAGCGCGUCGACAUGAAGUCCGGAAUCUCUACUAAAGGAAAAUGAGCUGAGACAUCUCUGCACAACAUUCCUUUUGGAAAGGAAUGCUUCAUGCUUGCCUGCUCUCCCGCCACAUUCAGAUGGCACCAUACUGCAUUCCUUGCACUUCCUCAUCCUUCACUCAUCCUCCUCACUGCUAUAAGUUGCCAUCUUACAAGAAUGGUCACGCCAGGCUCUAUCGAUUUUAUUGCCCUGUCUAUCGAUCACGACAGAUAUAGGGGGAUCAGUGCAUCCUGUCACGCCAACUUCCGUUUCUGAUUCGUCUCUGAAUGCUGAACUGAAGCUUGCUUUAGCAAUGACAUCUCAGAACUGAAACCUUGGAUUUAGACAUUUAAUAUGCCACCACCAUGACUUAGUUCAGCUUGCCACGCCUCUUCAAACUUUCUGUACAUCAGCCCUUCUCAUAUAUGCAGGUGUCGUACGUUUCUAGUUUCAGCUAGGGAAAAGGAAAAUGAUUUAGUUAUUCGCAUUUCUGUUCUCCAACUGUCCUGCUUUUAUAUCUCCCUCUUAACUUUUAAUUCAUGGCAGGGUUUGCUUUUGUCUAUUUCGAGGACGAGCGUGAUGCUGCAGAUGCCAUUCGUGGGGUGGAUAACAUGCCAUUUGGUUAUGACAGGCGCAGGUUGUCAGUGGAGUGGGCUAAGGGAGAAAGGGGACGGCAUCGAGAUGGUUCUAGGUCGGUGACUAACCAGAGGCCCACUAAGACUCUUUUUGUCAUCAACUUUGAUCCCAUUCGCACAGGAGUUCGUGACAUAGAAAGACACUUUGAAGCUUAUGGAAAGGUUCUUAAUGUUCGUAUACGUCGCAACUUUGCGUUUGUGCAGUUUGAGAGUCAAGAGGAGGCUACAAAAGCUUUGGAGUGCACUCACAUGAGCAAGAUAUUGGACAGAGUUGUCUCAGUUGAAUAUGCUUUGAAGGAUGAUGGUGAGAGGGAUGAAAGAUAUGGCAGCCCUAGAAGAGGAGGUCGGCGUGCGGAUAGUCCUUACAGGAGGUCACCUAGCCCACUGUACCAUCGGCGACCAAGUCCUGAUUAUGGUCGAGCUCGAAGCCCAGUGUAUGAUCGAUACAAUGGUCCAGCUGGUGCAGCUUAUGAUCGUCAGAGGAGUCCAGAAUACGGCAGGUACCGCAGCCGCUCUCCUGUUCGAAGAUCAAGAACUUGAAGGUCCUCAAGAAGCUGAGUAGAAUGUGGAGAUUAAACCAAAUAGAUAGCUGCAGACUUGUUACUUGUGUAGUUUUAGGGACUUUUUGUGGAGAAUAUUCUCCUCUCUCUCUCUGGACCUGCUUGUUGCACUUAAAUGAUCUCUGGAUGAUCAUUAAUGUUGAACCCUGUUGCUUUCUUGCAUUUGGUAACCCUGAGUUGGCUGCUGUUAAUUCGCCCUUCAUGUGGAAGAACCUUCUACUUUACUGAAGAUUGUCGAGAAAUUAUCUGCAUCUUGUGCCUUCUAUAUUGAUGGGAAUUGAUAUGUACAAUUGUGAAGCACAUUCUUGGUGUCCCAUUAAAUGUUCCAUUUUUGUUA